GCAGCCCGGAGGGGUGUCAGCUGGGGGGGUUGGUGUGCAGAACGGCGCAGCGUCACCGCCCUGUCCCCAGCGUAUGGGCCGGCGGGGGGGGUUGCAGCCUUCAUGGCAGGUACGCAACGGCCUUGGUGUUGAAGGGCUGGCACAUUGCACCUUCUGUCCUUGCAGCUGGAGCUUGCAGUUACCACAGAGUAAUUACCGUAGGUAAAGCAGACGCUUAGGACGCCUUGAGUUUUGGGGCUCUUGUGCUCUGCGUUUCACCCCUUUUAAUGGGAGGACCUGAGGAUUGCUACCUCGGGCCUGUGCCAAGGUGCCUUCUGAGAAGCUGCUGCUUUUCCCCUCUCUGCUGCUCUUUACUUCUUGAACUUGGCAAUUUCUGUUACUUCCAUAAUAAUCUUUAAAAUCUAAAUUGUUACCCCGGUUUGAGAAAACCAUGUGAAUGUGCUUGAGCUCCAUUUGUACUUGGGUGGUGUAUGUCACAAGAAUUCGUGUGGUUAGGUAUCUUAACUAUUUUUGCAUUUUUCCUCCCCGUCACAAACAGAACAUUCUACACAUCAAUAUACAGAAAAAAUACAAGAUACUGUAAGCGAAAAAUUUGACUGUCAGGGAACUUGCGAUUCUAGAGGAAACGGGGUACGGAGUCCAUUAAGAUGGAAAAUGGACAAAGCACUGCAGCUAAGCUGGGGCUUCCUCCCCUCACACCAGAACAGCAGGAAGCUCUCCAGAAAGCAAAGAAGUAUGCGAUGGAGCAGAGUAUCAAGAGUGUGCUGGUGAAGCAAACCAUCGCCCACCAGCAACAGCAGCUCACCAACCUUCAGAUGGCAGCAGUGACAAUGGGCUUUGGAGAUCCUCUCUCACCUUUACAAUCGAUGGCAGCUCAGAGGCAGCGCGCCCUGGCCAUCAUGUGUCGUGUAUAUGUGGGCUCCAUAUACUACGAACUGGGAGAAGAUACCAUUCGCCAGGCCUUUGCCCCAUUUGGACCUAUAAAAAGCAUUGAUAUGUCCUGGGACUCUGUUACGAUGAAACACAAGGGUUUUGCUUUUGUGGAAUAUGAGGUACCUGAAGCCGCUCAGCUGGCCUUGGAGCAGAUGAAUUCUGUCAUGCUGGGGGGAAGAAAUAUAAAGGUUGGGAGACCCAGUAAUAUAGGUCAGGCGCAACCAAUUAUAGACCAGCUAGCAGAAGAGGCACGGGCUUUCAACCGCAUCUAUGUGGCAUCUGUGCAUCAGGACCUUUCAGAUGAUGACAUCAAGAGCGUGUUUGAGGCCUUUGGGAAGAUUAAAUCCUGCACGCUAGCCAGGGAUCCUACGACAGGAAAACACAAAGGCUAUGGUUUCAUCGAAUAUGAGAAAGCACAGUCUUCUCAAGAUGCUGUUUCCUCUAUGAACCUCUUCGACCUCGGGGGUCAGUAUCUCCGAGUGGGUAAAGCUGUGACUCCGCCGAUGCCUCUCCUGACACCCGCUACGCCAGGAGGAUUACCCCCAGCGGCGGCGCCUGCCACAGCAAAGAUCACCGCACAGGAAGCAGUGGCGGGAGCUGCGGUUCUCGGCACUUUGGCAACCCCUGGGCUGGUAUCUCCGGCGCUGACUCUGGCCCAGCCGUUAGGGGCGUUGCCGCAGGCUGUCAUGGCAGCACAGGCGCCCGGAGUCAUUACAGGUGUAACCCCUGCCCGACCUCCCAUCCCUGUCACUAUUCCACAAGUGGGAGUUGUGAAUCCUAUCCUGGCUAGUCCCCCAGCAUUGGGCCUGAUGGAGGUCAAAAAGGAGAAGGAAGAAGAGGAGGUAUUCCAGGAGUCGGAGAGGCCAGAGAUGCUGAGUGAACAGGAACACAUGAGCAUAUCUGGCAGCAGUGCCCGUCACAUGGUGAUGCAGAAAUUGCUUCGUAAACAGGAGUCCACUGUGAUGGUGCUUCGCAACAUGGUGGAUCCAAAGGACAUUGAUGAUGACCUAGAGGGAGAAGUGACAGAAGAAUGUGGCAAAUUUGGGGCUGUAAACAGGGUCAUCAUCUACCAGGAGAAGCAAGGAGAAGAGGAGGAUGCUGAGAUCAUUGUCAAGAUUUUUGUGGAGUUCUCCAUGGCGUCAGAGACUCACAAAGCCAUUCAGGCUCUGAACGGGCGCUGGUUUGCGGGGAGAAAGGUGGUAGCAGAGGUGUAUGACCAGGAGAGAUUUGAUAACAGUGACCUGUCAGCAUGAACUCUACUUGAAAGACUUCGCCCCUGCCCCCUCUGCCUGUCUGGGUUUUUUUUUUUAGCCAUGUGUAAAGAACGCUCCAGGGUGGGCACAGAUCUCUGUGAUGUACUCGUAGUUUGGAUAAAAGCGCAAAGAAAGCUGGUGUGCAUCUGUGUGUGUGUUGAAGGGGCUGGCAUCCCGUCAGCUGAGUCUGGCAUGCGUCUGGCCUCACCCACCUAGAAGAGCCUGAAGAGGGGUUGCUGCUUGUGCUCCUGCCUUACACUUGGUCACUUCAGAAACGCUCAGGUCAAGAUCCCACUGCACCUUUUAGGGGCUGGAAUAGCCGUUUUCUCCAGAGAUUGGAGGGGAGAGUCUCUUCAUGAAGUAUUGCAGCAGCACCCCUGAGUGCUGCUGUCUUAACAAGGGGGAGCGUAGCUUGUUUUUUUUCCUGCUGAGGGCCUGCAUGUUCAGCUUGGACUCAGGAGCCCAAACAUGGGUCAGAGCUGGCCCUUUCAGAGUGUUCACGUCCUGUUCUGACACCACAGUUUGGACCUCACAGUUUUAUUGAUGGGUCAGAAUUACCCUCACUGAUCCCUCCUUAAUGUGCCAAAACAUGGACAGCAAGUCAGGCUGCAGGCAUCACAGCUGGGUUGAGAGAGAGAGAGUAGUGCUGAUUUGCAGCACCUGGAGUGCAUGUAGGAGACGAACAUCUAGCCCUUGUACUAUGGACAGUGGUAUGGAACACGUGCCUCGCCCAGAAGGGGAGUUUGGGGCUUUUUUGUUGAGGACCCAAAGCUUUAACAAUAGUUAGAAAGCUUAAACGCAUUUAUUUUAGUAAUCUUUCUGUCUAGAUACAGAGUAGGAACAGAAUUAGCUCGCGUUAAUGAUCUUAAUAUUUUAGGUAUGUAAAGGGCUACUCUAUUGCUUGUUAUGCAUAGCUGGUACAUGUACAGAUCUGAAGAAAAUCGGUUUAGUUUAGAAAUUCACAUAAGGGAAGAACGAUCUCAGAGGAGCAUUGGUAGGGAAUUCUGAGUUGAGCCCGCAGCUGUGGGUUGCUUCUAAGCUUGGAGAUGUUUUUAAAAUUAAACUUUUGUAUUUUGUUUCAAACACUCAAAAGAACCCUUCUAUUGCAGGUUACAAAUUUGUAUUUGCAGUUUAACUUUAUUUAUCAUUCAUCUGUGUUUGCUUCUUUUUGUACUAACAUUGCCUGUUGGCUGAAAUAACCUUUCUUUCUCCCUGUUUUUGUACCCAUUCCAAGUCAAGAGCAAGCCUGUCGUUUUCAGCAUGUGUUUUGAUAGCCAGUGUCUCUUGGGCUCAGCCUGCUCUCUCCCUGGUCGUCUGCCCAAGCAGCCUUUCUUUGGAUUUGUUAGCCUGAAUUUCCUUUUCUUGGAAGCAGUUGAUGAGACCUGCUGCACAUACGGUGUAAUGGCAUUUGUCCUUCAUCUGUGCUGGAGAUCCUGUGCCACCUGUGAUCCCACUGACCACACUGGUAGCUCACUGUUGUGCCAGUUUUGCAACGCAGCAUGGCUGCUUUGCUGCUUUUGUUUGUGAUGCAGGAGAAAAAUCACUAUUUUUAAUUGUUCCAGGGUUUUAUUAUUCCUACUAAAGAAAACCAAAGCACCUCUCCCAUGACUUGGUUGGUCUCUCUAGCUUCCAUUUUCUGCUCUUUGCUCCUGUUCCUUUGGCUGGAUUUAGGAGUAUAAAGACUGCAUUAGAAGUUUCUUUGUGGUGUUCAUGGUUUAAAAACCCAAAGUGGAUGAAAGUUGAUGCAAGGGGAAAGCGUAGGUUAAAGAAUGACAGCCUAAGUGUGAAGAAGUUUUUGUGCACAAUCAAUCAUACUUGGCUGACAAGGUGAUGCUUUACAAAAGUAACUUGAUAAAUGUCUUGAGAAGCCAAACGUCUGACAAAAGAUCGUCUAUCGUGACUUGUGUGGCCUGUGACAGUCCUCCAUAAUACCCUUGUAACUCAACUGGAGAGAGAUGGGUCUGGUGGAUGAACUAAUGGCUAAGGAAUGGCUGGAUGGCUGCAUCCGAAGAGUUGCAGUCAACAGCUUCGUGUCAGAAUGGAGACUGGUAAUGAGUAGUGUCCCUCGGGGGGCCACAGUGGGACUGAUGCUGUAUGGUAUUGUCAUUCUGGACAGAGAGCGGGAUUGAGUGCACCCACAGCAAGGUUGCAGGUGGCACCAAGCUGAGUGCUGCAGUGGGUAGACAGAUGGGAUGGGAUGCCACCCAGAGGGACCUUGACAGGCUGGAGGAGUGGGCUCAUG
Molecule: messenger RNA, 4428 nt
Organism: Egretta garzetta (little egret)
Lineage: Eukaryota; Metazoa; Chordata; Aves; Pelecaniformes; Ardeidae
Gene: PUF60
Product: poly(U) binding splicing factor 60
Biological process (GO): regulation of alternative mRNA splicing, via spliceosome; alternative mRNA splicing, via spliceosome; mRNA splice site recognition
Cellular component (GO): catalytic step 2 spliceosome; precatalytic spliceosome
Molecular function (GO): RNA binding
Source: RefSeq, a predicted model, not a curated record